CGGCAUCCUUCUAGUCCGUAUGUGAUGACGUCACCGCGCGACGGCCGUGAAUGGAGUAGUAUGCGUUGGGCCUUGUAUAUGGAUGUGGUGGCCGGUCCCGGGCCUUUUACUGGACGCUUCGCCUGAGAUGCCUCAUGCUGAAAAGAACUUAACUCACCAUGUGCACGAUUCAUCCAUUGAACCUUGCUUAAAAAAGUCAAGGCCAGACUACUCUUCAUCGUGGGCAAGCAGAGAUACUGAUUGGCGCAAGGAACGUGAAGCGGACUCACAGAGAUGGAGUCCCUUUACCCGCUCAGAGGAAAGAUACCAUCAGUCAGACAGAAGUGAGAGUGAAGGAGGUGUAGAUGCAAAAUAUGAUUCAGAUUCACGAAGGUAUCACUUGGGUCAAGGUGAUGUCGAUGAACGAGACUGCAAUAGAACCAACCAGCAUCCAUUUGUACUUUCUGGACAAGAGAAAGAUGAACAUCAUUCAGACGUGGCAUUUUCAGGAACCAGUUCUUCUUUUAUAGGACCACAAUGUCGGCCAUUGCCUCAAAAAAAUCCCGUGCCUAAAGUCACAUGUCAUCCAGAUGCUUCUUCUUUCAAAAUUGCCACGGUGGAGGUGGGUAAAUUGGCCACUCAAUCAAAAGGCAAGGAUGGAAUGGACUACGAGCUGCGGCAGUUUUACAAAGAGUUAAAUGAGCUUGAAGCUGAUGAGCAAACUAAGGAGGUCACAUGCAGAGAUGUGGAUGUGAAGCAACAUAUCAGCCCUUACCCUGACGAGACACCAGCUACUCACCCUUCCAACCAUCAUCAUGGCCCGGUGCCUAUAUCACAUCCAUUUGGGCCUUUCCCCAGCAAAAACUUUGCAUCCCUCGCCUGCCAUGUUACAGAAGGACCAAGACCACACUUACACUUUGAAAGUCCUUCACUACCUCAGUUUCCUUCUGGUGGUCAAGCUCCAUAUCAUCCAAGACCUGCAAUGCCACCUCCAAGGUUUAAAACUCUUCCUCCACCUACUUUUAUAGUCCCUUAUGGCCCUCCACCACCACGAUUUAAUUAUCCAAUGACUUUCCCAAGAGAAAGCAAUGCACUACCCUCUCAACCGUCUCGGACUUUUAAUUACAACAUUAGAAAUGGGCAACCCCAAUGGCUUGGAUCUCCAGUACCUCCCGAAAACAGCUUCACCUCUCAGCGGAUCCCAUAUGACAAACCAUUUUCACAAGGCACAAGGGAAACGAGGUGGCCAGACCUUCAGCAUAAUGAUCUUUGUAGGCAGGAAGAUGGACAGUUUGGUGGACGGUUAUUACCAAAUACCGGUGGUAAUGUGUCACAUGAACAAUGUCCUGGCAGAUUCAGGGAUACAAGCAGAAGAAAAAUGGUGCUGUUAAGAGGAGUUCCUGGCUCUGGUAAAAGUACGCUGGCUCGUACGCUGCUCCUGCAGUCUCCGGAUGGGAUUGUCCUCAGCACUGAUGAUUACUUCUGCCAGGACAAUGGAUACACAUAUGAUGUCAAAUUGCUCGGGGAUGCCCAUAGCUGGAACCAGAACAGAGCCAGAAGAGCGCUGGAUCACAGACAGUCUCCUGUUAUUAUCGAUAACACGAAUAUCCAGGGCUGGGAGAUGAAACCAUAUGUACAGAUGGCUGUAGACAGGGGCUACAAUAUUGAAUUCUUGGAGCCAGAUACCUGGUGGAAACAAGACGCUGAUGAACUGGAAAAGAGGAACAAACACAGAGUUCCACGUGACAAGAUUUCCCAGAUGUUGGAACGGUUCGAGUAUGAUGUGACUGUCCCUGUGGUCAUGAACUCAGUGGAACCCCGUCGUAUUCGCCCUAAUCACCCACCUCCAGAGGCCCGGCCGAGGACACUUGGUCUAAAGGGGAAACGUCACAGAAAAAGGUAUCCGAAGAAUGGAAACAAAAUAGUGAGUAGGAAACAAAGUUUAUCACUCCAAGAGGACGAAGGACUGGAGAAGCUGGCGGUAGAAGAUCCGAGAAGUGGUUGUAUUGUGCAGGAUUGUUUGAUGGAUGUUGAGGGAACUGGAAAAGUGCAAGUAAAGAUUGAUUAUUCUGGAAAGGAAGGAUAUUUAUAUGAUUUUCUAGCAACAUUUUUGUCACGCUGCUCAGUUCUUAGUACUGCUGCAUUAUUUGGAAGGGUGUCGGACCUCCUAGAGCUAAUGGACAAGCCUAGAACGCCAUUGAAACCUGAGAUUGGAAUUCUAGUUUCCCAUAGACAUAGAUAUUUGCUAUCCUCCUCUCUGCUCUCAUUGGUGGUAGAUAGUGUGUUAUGCAAAGGAACAAACCAUGUAAGACCUUCCUUCAGCUGGCUCCAAGCAUGCUCCAAAGGUCUCCACGUUACAGACCUGCCCCAUUCUAGAGGGCAAGACAUAAUCAACACUGGUCUUGACCUGUACUGUAGUCUUAUUAAACUGAUUGCAGGACACACUCUGGACCUCUACGGCAUAAAAUGUUCCAAGCCUCAACAUUUCAAUCAACUGACCUUUACAGGAAGUGAGAACCAAGAUGGGCAAUCUAUGCAAAAGUCCUUAGAGUGCAAAAGAUUCAAGGAUCCUUAUCUAGAACCUGAGAUAAGUGAACAGGAGUCUGUUCAGAGCACCGAUUGUACUAAAAUUCUAGUGGAAAGCGGCCAGAUAACCCCAAGACCUCACAAGCGCCUCAGGAGAAUCUACAAAUUGGCACCAACUUUUCAACAUCCAAGAAUCUUAUCAGAAACCCAAAUAAGUGCUUGGAAACACAAAUGUGCAAUUGGAUCAAGAAAUCUUUCUACAGAAACCAAUACAACGGUGGCAAUGCAGAAUCCACUGGAGGAGAACCCUGUAGGAAAUCUGGUCAAUAAUGAAUGUAAAGAUGAUUUGACCCCAAGAGAUGCAAGUGUUACGGCUAAAGAUGCAAGUGUAUACAAAGGGGUUUGUGAAGUUGAACCCUAUCCAGCACCCACCAAAUGCUUAGAUGACCAUGAGAAUUCAGUGAUGAGAUGUUACUCCGGUCUCCUUCCGGGGGCUCAGUCUUGUCCCGGACUCUAUUUACCGGAGCAGUUUGCCAGACAGCUGGUGGAAUUAUUUGGAAGCCCUGGUAUAGAAUUAGAUACAUCUAGACCAAAGGACUUAAUUGUACCACUUGGAUAUGACCUGGCCAGAAGAGUAUAUCUAAAAUGGAAGAAGUCAUUGGAGGCAAAAUACAAGCUUCUUCCAGCAAAGUAAAGUCACAGAGUCUGAUAAUAAAGUCAGUAUAUGGCAUAGCUUCUGUCUCCUGUGCUGGAAAUAAAUGUAGAGCGGUCUUUACAGACA
This is a messenger RNA of Bufo gargarizans (Asiatic toad), 3286 nucleotides long. RefSeq names its product NEDD4-binding protein 2-like 2. Gene Ontology annotation, cellular component: nucleus. Lineage: Eukaryota; Metazoa; Chordata; Amphibia; Anura; Bufonidae. The coding region runs from base 83 to 3199 and encodes 1038 amino acids. Gene Ontology annotation, molecular function: transcription corepressor activity. The transcript has 9 exons. Gene Ontology annotation, biological process: negative regulation of transcription by RNA polymerase II. The record is from RefSeq and is a predicted model, not a curated record.